ACUCACUAUCUGACUCAACCUUAGUUAAAUGAAACCCCUCCCUCUUCACCACUUUAUAUUCAGUAUUCAGACAUUCACAGAAGAAAACACACACUAGAGAGAAAGAAAGCUAUGCUCCAAAACCUUCGAAUCCCUCACUCCGAUGGAGGAGGAGGAGUACCACUCUCUCCAUUCUCUAUCGAUGCCGAAGAUCCUGACAGUCAACACCACCUCCACGUGUUUUCCACCGAUCAUUUCCGAAUGUUCGACUUCAAGGUUCUGAACUGUCCACGUGGCAGGUCGCACGACUGGACGGAGUGCCCCUACGCUCACCCCGCCGAGAAGGCUCGCCGGAGAGACCCUCGAAAGUACCAUUACUCCGGCACUGCGUGUCCGGAGUUUAGAAAGGGGCACUGCCGAAAAGGUGACUCGUGCGAGUUCGCUCACGGCGUGUUCGAGUGCUGGCUCCACCCUCAAAGAUACAGGACACAGCUCUGCAAGGACGGCGCGGCCUGCCGCCGCCGCGUCUGCUUCUUUGCACACGCGCCGGAUCAGCUGCGCGUGCUGGCUCCCAACUCGGCCGAGUCUCAACUCAGCGACUCGCGGAGUCUUCGUCGCAAUAAAAACAACAACGUUUCUUCGCCUACUUCAGUUCUUAAUUACUCUUGCUAUUUCCCGGAGUCGCCGCCAUCUUCGCCUGGGGAUCCUCGACACGGCGUCGUUCCGUUUAGUACGGUGCGGGACUUGGUGAGCUCAAUGCGGAACAUGCAGCUUGAGGAAAUGGGCUGUGGGCCUCAGAUGGGCUGUGUGUAUGGGUCUCCGCAAUUGGGCCUAGGCCCAAUGAGCGGGUGUGAGGAAGAGCCUGCAAUGGAGAGAGUGGAAUCUGGGAGAGACAUUAGGGCGAGAAUGUACGCGAAGCUGAGUAGGGAGAACUCGUCGAUUGGGAGAAGCGAGGGUCCUUUCCCUGAUAUUGGAUGGGUCUCUGAACUACUAAAAUGAAAGUCAAAGUCAAAGUCAAAGUGUUGUGCUGUGUUGAUUUGAUUCUUUUGUGGCUUGAAGAAUUGGAUCGGUGGCCAUUGACUGCAUUUGACUGUGUAUAGCUAAGUUGUACCUUCCUAAUGCGAUUUAUUUGAAACAGAAUAAGAUUCUCUCUGUACAUAGUUGAGAUCCAUGAGACGUCAUUCUUGUUGUUUAUGUAACUCUUCUUAGGGGCAUUGUUUUUUGGUUCAAGUUAAAAAGUAUUUGUGGCUGCCGAUGAAUGUGUAGCUUGUGAAUAUUUCUACAUUGUGACUUUGGAUUUAAUUUUAUUUGAUUAAUAACGGAAUUAUUACUUGA
This is a messenger RNA of Arachis stenosperma, 1314 nucleotides long. Its product is annotated as zinc finger CCCH domain-containing protein 20-like. The record is from RefSeq and is a predicted model, not a curated record. Lineage: Eukaryota; Viridiplantae; Streptophyta; Magnoliopsida; Fabales; Fabaceae. Bases 112 to 978 code for a protein of 288 amino acids. The transcript has a single exon. Gene Ontology annotation, molecular function: metal ion binding.